AUGAACCCCCCGCCACCUGAUCCGUACAAAGCACUUGGGGUUGAAAAAAGCGCCGACAUCACCACCAUCAAGUCUGCCUACCGCAAACUGGUCUUGAAGUGCCAUCCCGACAAGGUCCAAGAUCCGACUCUGAAAGCGGUCAAGCAGGAUGAGUUCCAACGCGUACAGCAUGCGUACGAGGUCCUCGUGGACGAGACGAAGCGGAGGGAGUACGAUCUUGAUGCUAAGAUGCGGCGGAUGAGGGCAGAGGCUGUUCGGAACCCAUCGACGCCCCGGUCCACGGCCAAGGAUUACGCCGGGUUCAAUGUCCGAACUGCCGAACCCCCUCCGUCCUUCAAACCCGGCCCGCCGCCAUCUUACUCACCCUAUGGCGCGAGCAGUCCUCUGCAUGCGCAUUCAUGGGAGGACCGGGAUAUGCCUUAUCGAUCAAAGACAAUGUACGAUGAGGGUCGCCGAGCCCGCCGCGCAACGAGCUACGAGAAGCCGCGGUCCGAGGUUCCGAAAGAAGAACGGAGGCGCCAAAAGGAAGCGGAUGAGGAGGCGGACCGAGGGUGGGCGCGAGAGAGGGAGCAGCGAGAGAAAGACCGGCGCGAACGAGAGAAGGAGCAGGAGAAGAAGGCCCGCAGCGAGCGCGAGAAGGAGGAGAAGCGUGAAAAGUUGAAGAGGGAGCAGGACCGGCGUGAUAGAGAGCGGGACCGGACUCGUCGUCAGGAGCAACAGGACAAGGCGCGAGCGCGAAACAAGACGGCUUAUGUCGAGCACUACGAAGAAUCGGACGAGGAGCGCCGAGCAUACAGCAAGAAGAAGACGUCGGCCAGUGGUGCUGGAGGCGGCGGCAGCAGCAGCAGCAAGAAGCACACGGAAACACCACGCCGUGACAGGUCUGCCCGCCGUGAUGAUGAGCCGCGUACAGAGCCGCGUGUCGAGUCCGAGGCCGAAGCACCGCCAGCCGAUGCAAUGGAGGAGAGAAUGAAGGCCGCUGCUGACUACAUGGUCACGAAGCGACGGGGAAGCAAGAACAACAUGCCGACGGCGCAGUUUACCGAAGGGACCGCUUACAAUUCCCACUUCCCGGAUCCGGACGUGACCUGGCACGUUAACGGGGCUUCUCCGCGGCCACGCCGUGCUUCCCAGGAGGAGAAGAAAGUCCGCAGAGGUGACGGCCCUGAAGACGACGUUGACCGCUUCAUGGGGACGCCGGAACGCCGGCCGCCGCCACUGACCAAGUCGUAUACGACGCCUUUGGGCACGGUACACGUGUCGAACACUUCUGCGCCUCGUGCUCCUCCACUCAAUCGAGCCGCGACCAUGGGCUACUCGCGGCCGAUGCCGCCAUCGGUGCCCCCCGCGGCACCGGAAACGGGCCGGGGCAAGCCGGAGCGUCGACGCCGAGGCUCGUUUGAAGCGUUGGACGAGGAACUGCGGUCUCGCCGGCCGUCGGCCAAUCCUCGGGUGGUGCACUAUCCGCUGGACGAAAGCUCUCCGAUCCCACGCACGGGCAAGUCGAACUACUAUGGACACGGGAACGACUAUUUUCCGGCGCCUUCACGGGCGAAGACGUUCUCGGGCGGACAGGUAUACGAGACAAAGCGGUACUCGAAUGAGGAUAUUGUCUACUCGACGGUCAACCAUUCGGCGGACCACCACUACUCGUCAUCGCACCCGCCUUUUGUGGCGUACGACUAA
This is a messenger RNA of Grosmannia clavigera kw1407, 1686 nucleotides long. Its product is annotated as heat shock protein DNAj. Lineage: Eukaryota; Fungi; Ascomycota; Sordariomycetes; Ophiostomatales; Ophiostomataceae. The record is from RefSeq and is a predicted model, not a curated record. Gene Ontology annotation, cellular component: cytoplasm. The coding region runs from base 1 to 1686 and encodes 561 amino acids. Gene Ontology annotation, biological process: protein refolding. The transcript has a single exon.